AUGUGUGUCCUUGUGUGUGUCCGUGUCCCUGUCUCCUGUCCCUGUCUCUGCCAUGCCUGGAGCCCUCCCUUUCCCCAAACGUCCACAUGGCUGCAGCCCCCAUGGAGGCUGGACCAUCCCCUCCAGAGCCACGGGGUUGGUGGCUCCUGGGGAUAGAGGGGUGGCACUUAGUGGGGGCUGCUCAGCACCACCCUGGCAACCCAGUUCCCCUUUGCAAGGAGCUGUGGCUGCAGCCCCGGGGAUGGGAUGGGAUGGGAUGGGAUGGGACACAAUGGCUCUGCAGCCCCCACGGAAGCAGUGCCACCUCUGCCUUGCAGCGCAACCAUGAGCGCGGGCUCGAUUGAGCAGGAGCCGUCGCGCAAGCUGGGCUGCUGCGGGGUGCCCCUGAUCACCGAGGACAUGCAGUCCCUGGCCAUCCGCACCCUCUCGGGCACCGACAUCACCAAGCACUAUGACCUCAUCCGCGAGCUCGGCAAGGGCACCUACGGCAAGGUGGACCUGGUGUCCCACAAAAGCACAGGCACCAAGAUGGCCCUGAAGUUCGUCAACAAGAACAAGACGAAGCUGAAGAACUUCCUGCGGGAAUUCAGCAUCACCAACACACUCUCCUCCAGCCCCUUCAUCAUCAAGGUCUUUGACGUGGUCUUCGAGACCGAGGACUGCUACGUCUUCGCUCAGGAGUACGCCCCCGGUGGAGACCUCUUCGACAUCAUCCCGCCUCAGGUGGGGCUCCCCGAGGAACUGGUGAAGCGCUGCGUGCAGCAGCUGGGCCUGGCCCUCGACUACAUGCACAGCAAGAGCCUGGUGCACCGGGACAUCAAACCGGAGAACGUGCUGCUCUUCGACCGUGACUGCCGCCGCGUCAAACUGGCCGAUUUCGGCAUGACCCGCAAGGUGGGCUGCCGGGUCAAGCGCAUCAGCGGCACCAUCCCCUACACGGCUCCCGAGGUGUGCCAGGCCGGCCGCGCCGAGGGCUUCGCCGUGGACACCAGCAUCGACGUCUGGGCUUUCGGGGUGCUCAUCUUCUGCGUCCUCACCGGGAACUUCCCCUGGGAGGCGGCGGUGGCGUCCGACGCCUUCUUCGAGGAGUUUGUGCGGUGGCAGAAGGGGCGGCUGGCGGGGCUGCCCUCGCAGUGGCGGCGCUUCACGGACAGCGCCCUCCGCAUGUUCCAGCGCCUGCUGGCCCUCGACCCCGAGAAGCGCUGCCCUGUCAAGGAGGUUUUCUACUUCAUCAAGUGCGACCUCAUGGCCGAGGUGCGGUGCCGGCCCUCCUACCGCUCCCGCAAGCACGCCAGGGACAAGCUCCCGGCCGGGCCCCACUGCCACGAGGCCACCGGCUCCUGCACCCCCGCCCCGCUCAAGAGGACCGUCCUGACCGAGGGGAGCGGAGCGCGCGGCCCCGAGCCCGGCGCAGCCGCCCCGGGCACGGCGAGCAGGACAGACGGACGGCAGGACAAGGGCAAGGGGCAGAUGGUCCUGGCCACGGCAAUAGAGAUCUGCGUGUGACGGCGGCGCGCGGUGGCUGCGCGACCCGCCCCGUGCCCCCGCCCCGGGGACAGGGAUGGGAGAGCACAUCGUGGUGGUGGCACCAGCCGGGACUGGGCUCUGCGUUUCCCAAAGGGAAAAAAAAAAGAAAAAACAAACAAACAAACAAACAAAAAAAAAAACCCAGAAACACAAUCGAAGAGGAAAAGGACAGAACUGGUUGCGCUCUGUAGCGCCGAGGAUGCCGAUCCCCCCCCGUCCCGCCUGGGCGAGGCCGGUGGCCGGAGCCUAGGCCAGGGCACCGCUUGCCGCUGGGGAGGCUACGGGCACGCACAGCCCUGCCACGGCUGUGCUGCCCCCUCCAAGGCUCCCCCCAGCGUGGAAGUACGGGGAGGGCUCUCC
Molecule: messenger RNA, 1887 nt
Organism: Cinclus cinclus
Lineage: Eukaryota; Metazoa; Chordata; Aves; Passeriformes; Cinclidae
Gene: SBK1
Product: SH3 domain binding kinase 1
Biological process (GO): peptidyl-serine phosphorylation; peptidyl-threonine phosphorylation
Molecular function (GO): ATP binding; protein serine/threonine kinase activity
Source: RefSeq, a predicted model, not a curated record